Molecule: messenger RNA, 1113 nt
Organism: Dermatophagoides farinae (American house dust mite)
Lineage: Eukaryota; Metazoa; Arthropoda; Arachnida; Sarcoptiformes; Pyroglyphidae
Source: RefSeq, a predicted model, not a curated record
AUGAACAAUAAUAAUAAUGCUGAAAACAAUGAUACUCAACAACCACUACAACAUAAUGAAAAUGGUAUUAUCAAACAGAAUGGAAUUACUGACGAUAAUAAUGGUUGUUCAUCAAAUUGGACUAAAGAAUUGUUGGAAAUAUUCCAAAAGACAGAAAAUGAUAUACAUUCACUAAUGCCAUUAACUAAUGGUAAUAUUGACUAUAAUAAUCAUACAUCAUCAUCCGAAUCUGAUGAAAUCAGUGGUGUAAGAAAAGCUGGCAUCAUAAUCGUUCUUAAAGAAAACUAUGGUUUCAUUGAAUCGAUUGAUGGUGAAAAAGAAUAUUAUUUCCAUAGUCUUUCAUAUAAUGAUGAUGAUUGUAAACUUGGACAAUCAGUCGAAUUUGAUACAUUAUUUUCGAAUGGAAAAUGGAAAGCGAUCAAUGUUUCUUCAAAAGAUGAGAUAGAUUUAUGUGAAGAUAUAUCAUGCGAAACAUUCACUGGAACUGUUGUACGUACUCUUGAGAUGUUUGAUUCUGAUCAAGAUAAUUAUACUGGAUUGAUUGCUAAGAAUGGUAUCGAAGGCAAAAAUGGCAUGAUAAAUGGAUGGGAUAAAAAACCUGAAUAUGAAUUCAGCAUGAUUUCAUUGAAAUUUCUGAAAGAUUACAUUAAUGUUGGUGAUUUGGUACGAUUCCAGGUGGCCACUAAUCCAGUGACGAGAAAACAACGUGCUUAUAAUGUUGAAGUUAUUCGUGAUCGUCUCAAGGGCACUGUGCUUACAUUGCAACGAUUAUAUGGAUUUUUGAAACCAGAUAAUCCGGGUAUUGUCGGCAACAUUUAUUUCAAUGCGGCUGAAAUUCGAUCAAAUGUCAAGAUUAAAUUUGGUGAUAAAGUAGAUUUUCUUUUGGUCAAGAAUAAAAAGACUGAAAAAUUUUAUGCUAUCGAUAUUAACCGUUUGGAUGAUAAUCAAUUUACAUCGAAUGGUGGAUCAACAGCAACUGAUCGACAAUUUAUUCGAAAUUUUAUCAUCAAUAAAGAAACGAAUGGACCAAAAGUGAUUGCCAUUCGUCAACCGAAAGCACCGGAUGGUACUAAAGGUUUUACCAACAUGAUAACAUUUACUGGUCAGCAUUAG